This is a messenger RNA of Monodelphis domestica (gray short-tailed opossum), 3128 nucleotides long. RefSeq names its product solute carrier family 39 member 8 (gene SLC39A8). Gene Ontology annotation, molecular function: monoatomic cation:bicarbonate symporter activity; zinc ion transmembrane transporter activity. Lineage: Eukaryota; Metazoa; Chordata; Mammalia; Didelphimorphia; Didelphidae. Gene Ontology annotation, biological process: zinc ion import across plasma membrane; intracellular monoatomic cation homeostasis. Gene Ontology annotation, cellular component: plasma membrane. The record is from RefSeq and is a predicted model, not a curated record.
AUGGGGGGCUCUGUCCAAGUCGUGGCGAGUCUCCUCCUGCUGCUGGUCGCGGCGGGGAGCCUCAGGGGAGCCUUGGGCUCCGGGCUCGACUUCACUGAGGACUUGCUGACCGUGUUCGGGGACAACCGGAGCCUGUCUGCGGCUCAAGUGGGUCACCUGCUGGAAGAGCUCGGCGCUGCGUCGUCAAAGACGGUCGAGAACGUGCAGCACUUGAAUUUGCACUAUAACCAGUGUUUGUCUGCUGAAGAGAUUUUUUCUAUUCAUGGGCUCUCAAAUGACACACGGAUAACCAGUUCUAACUUCUCGGUGAUUUGUCCUGCGGUCUUACAGCAACUGACAUUUCACCCUUGCAAUGGCCGCCCGAAGCACAAAGCCAAACCAACGCCUUCAGAAAUCUGGGGAUAUGGAUUCCUUUCGGUGACUAUCAUUAACCUGGCAUCUCUCCUGGGACUGGUUUUGACUCCAUUGUUAAAGAAGCCAUAUUUUCCUAAGAUUUUGACUUAUUUUGUGGGACUGGCCAUUGGGACUCUCUUUUCAAAUGCAAUUUUCCAGCUUAUUCCAGAGGCAUUUGGAUUUGAUCCCAAAGUUGAUAACUACAUUGAAAAAGCUGCUGCUGUAUUUGGUGGAUUCUAUAUUCUCUUCUUUGUUGAACGAGUGCUUAAGAUGCUGUUGAAGACUUAUGGACAGAACGAUCAUGCUCACUUUAGAAAUGAAGACUUCUUUCCUUCUCAAGAAAAAGCUAACCCACCCCCCAAAUUGCCUUCCAUCAAUGGUGUCAAAUGUUAUGCAAAUCCAGCAGUAACACAGCCUAAUGGACAUCUCCAUUUUGAUAAUGUCAGUGUGGUUUCUGUCCAGGAUGUAAAAAGGGAACCAAGUUCAUGUACAUGUUUAAAGGGGCCCAAGCUAUCAGAAAUAGGCACCAUUGCCUGGAUGAUAACCCUCAGUGAUGCCCUCCAUAACUUUAUUGAUGGCCUGGCUAUUGGUGCUUCAUGCACCCUGUCUCUUCUUCAGGGACUUAGCACUUCCAUAGCAAUCCUGUGUGAGGAGUUUCCUCAUGAGUUAGGGGACUUUGUGAUCCUUCUCAAUGCGGGAAUGAGUACUCGGCAAGCUUUGUUCUUCAACUUCCUUUCCGCCUGCUCCUGCUAUGUUGGGCUAGCCUUUGGCAUUUUGGUGGGCAACAACUUUGCCCCAAAUAUAAUUUUUGCUCUAGCCGGUGGGAUGUUCCUCUAUAUUUCUCUGGCAGAUAUGUUCCCGGAGAUGAAUGAUAUGCUAAGAGAAAAAGUAACUGGAAGAAAAACAGAUUUAACCUUCUUCAUUAUUCAGAAUGCUGGCCUGCUAACAGGAUUCACAGCUAUACUUCUCAUUACCCUGUUUGCAGGAGAAAUUGAGUUGGAGUAAUCUGACUUUGAAGAUGGCAUAGUUAAUGAAGACAAUUAACCAAUAAAAAAUGAAGAAUUCUUUUAGUCUGCACGGGGGCUUUCAGUUGAUCUACUGAGUGAAAAGACAAUCUUGUUUUCUUUUGCAAGUCACAGAAAAUCAGUUACUAUUUCCAGGCCUGCAAAAGGGCUCAUCAACCAUGUGUUACAAAAUGUUUUUCAGUUAAAUACAGCUUACCAGUUCCUUGGUAAACAGUGUUGCAUGUUAUAUGUGGCCAAGAACUACCAUUCCAUAUGACUCUGGCAAAUAAAGAUGAAGAAAAAUUAAUACAGGUUUUCCAGAUCUUAAUAAUUCUGAUGGGAGCAAAGGCUCAAGUGGUUUCCAGGCAGGUUAAUUCUCAUUAAUUUGUUGUAGUGGUUUUAUGGGCAAGACCAUCAAAACAUGGAGGAGAAUCAAAACUAUUUCAGCACACAUGUAAGUGGGGCUGAGAUCUUAAUUAUUAACACAAACAAGAAAGAUAUCAUUUUCAGCUUUUGAUCACUCUUUUUAUGUGACUCAGAUAUAUUUUGAGAACCCCUUUUAAAAAUAGAAAAAGCUUAUGAAAAACCUGAAAAUUCUAGACAUUCUAAAAAAUGUAAUCUGCUAUGUGCACUCUGAACUUUUAUAGAUAUUUUACCCCAAAUAGUCAAUUUCACUCAGAGUUGGGCUUGUUAGGCCAGAAGAUUUUAUUCUAAAACUAGAAUUGCCUGUAUGGCAUGCACAAAUGGUAUUGUAGCUUCUAUUGUUACUGAGUGGCAGAUCAACAUUCAGGGAGAUGACAGUGCUCAGUAUCAAUAUGCAAUAAAUGUUUUCUAAAGGGGUUGUUUGUUCACAGAAAGAAACAAUAACAUUUUAAUCAGUUCUAAAGAAGGACAAAUGUUAGUUCAGUGAGGUUUUUAUAAAUGCAUUAAAAGCAGCUGGACUGUUAUAAAUCAAGGGUUAAUGGAAGGGGGGGAAUCACAAUUUCCUUAUGGGAAAUUACUGAUUUUGGGAAAAUUACCUGUUUUGUCAUCAGUUGAUAUUUUUUCUUAAUAGUUUAAUAAGUACCUCUCGAUAGAAUGCUGGACCAGGAGUCAGGAAGACAUGAAUUCAAAUCCAGCUUCUAAUGCUCACUAGCUAUGUGACCCUGGGCAAGUCACUUAACCUUGUUAGCCUCAGUUCCUCAUCUGUAAAAUGAGCUGGAGAGGGAAAUGGCAAACUACUCCAGUAUCUCUGCCAAAAAAAAAAAAAAACCCAGAUGGGGACACAAAGAGUCAGAAAUAACUGAAACAACUGAACAACAACAAUAACAACCUCAAUACAAAAUAACUCAGGCUAUUUUUCUGCAUUGCAAUAACAAUACAGCAGAGACUAAUCUGUCCAUUCAGUUAGGAGAUAAUACUACUGGUGAAUUGUCCUAAAUGAUUUUAACUCUAUAUUUUGUGUAUGUGUGUAGAAUAAUUCAUGCUCCCAUGUCACCUUAAAAUAAAAUUAUUUUAAAAUGUGAAAAUGAUUGUUAGUUUGUAAAAUCAGUGGUGAACUUUCCCCUCCAAUUGUACAGUGUUUUUAUGUGACAAUAAAUGGACUUGAUGAACAUGUUCUGUUUUAUAUGUUGCAUGACAUUGAUGACAAUUUUCCAGUUUCCAGUCAACAAAAUAGUAAAGUUAUUUGAAACUAUGAAAUGAUGGUAUCUAUAAGCUUCCUUUCAGAAAAAAAUAAACUUUGAUAUACAA